AUGAAAGUUUUAGAGACACAAGUUGCUCAAGCUUCAUCAGCGAGUAGAGCACCACCGGGUACCCUACCAGGCAAACCAGAGGUGAAUCCUAAAGCUCAUUGCAACGCUGUCUCGGCCAGAGAGGAUGAGGAGGCUCAAGAAUCUGAAAAAGAAACUGAAAAGAAGGUUGUUGAGAAUGGAACAAUCAAUCUCCUGCCUAAAUCUGUCGAGCCCAAGCGUAGUGUGAAAAUUCAUGCUUGUACCUCGUCUGAGCGAUUAUAUGUACCAAGAAUCUCGUACCCUGUUGUGUCACAACAUCUGAAAGAACCUAUCAACGAGAAGACACUAGCUGGGUUUAAGAAAAUAAUGAAAAGGAUCCCUUCUACCACGUCGUUUGAAGAUGCUUGGAGCAUGUACCAUCUGAAUCGGUUCUUCAUAAACACAAGAGAAUCAGCGGAGGAGAUAAAGGAAUUAUUCAUCAAAACCAUGAAUGCAUCAUCUCCGAUAAAGACUCUCCCCAAAUUAGAAGACCUCGAAAAGUUCGUGGUUCCGUGUUCAAUAUCAGGAAUCAAGUUCAUGGAUUCUCUCUGUGGUAUUGGGUCUACAGUUAGCCUCAUGGCCAAGGACAUCGCUGAGAGGUUGGGCCUUAAAAUUGAAUCACCAAAGCUAACUCUAGAAUUUGCAGACUCCUCUACCAAGUCUCCGCAAGGUACCGUAGUGGAGAUGAGCAAUGGUUCUAAUAGACCGUUUAUUCUUGGAAGAGCGUUUUUAGCCACGGUGGGUGCAGUUACGGAUAUGCCUAACAAGAGAAUCUCUUUUGUGAAAAUCGAUGAGAGUGUCUUCUACAGAGCCGAGCCCACAAAUAAGUGUACACGAUUGGCCUCUAGCAUCUCUGUACUCAAUCAGAGCACUCAUGUACCUAUUUCUAAGGAGGACCUCAUGGAUAAAGGUCAGUCUAAUGCAAAAGCAAAGAAGAAGCUGAAAUGCAAAAGGUUCAAGGGCGAUCCUCAUCUGAUGUUGAUACCUCACAGUUGUUCUGAUGGAAUAAUUGAUUAUGAGGUGAAAUGCAAAGGAACCUCAAAGCCUUUUUCGAAAGUCAGAGCGGUUCUCACUUCCGAGAUGAAAGAGAAAGGUAUGGAAGUUGUGAAAGGUUUUAUGAGCAAGGUUCUGAAGCUCAAAGUGUUUGAUGGUGGGACUUGUUUUGGAGCAAGCUCUCAUGCUCACCUGGACUGA
This is a messenger RNA of Brassica oleracea var. oleracea, 1212 nucleotides long. RefSeq lists its product as uncharacterized. The record is from RefSeq and is a predicted model, not a curated record. Bases 1 to 1212 code for a protein of 403 amino acids. NCBI's taxonomy places the organism in Eukaryota, Viridiplantae, Streptophyta, Magnoliopsida, Brassicales, Brassicaceae. The transcript is spliced from 3 exons.